This is a messenger RNA of Scomber scombrus (Atlantic mackerel), 2809 nucleotides long. It is a transcript of the gene usp30, whose product is annotated as ubiquitin specific peptidase 30. The transcript has 13 exons. NCBI's taxonomy places the organism in Eukaryota, Metazoa, Chordata, Actinopteri, Scombriformes, Scombridae. Gene Ontology annotation, cellular component: cytosol; nucleus. The coding region runs from base 37 to 1536 and encodes 499 amino acids. Gene Ontology annotation, biological process: protein deubiquitination. Gene Ontology annotation, molecular function: cysteine-type deubiquitinase activity; cysteine-type endopeptidase activity. The record is from RefSeq and is a predicted model, not a curated record.
UACCAUCAAAGACGGAGGUUCCGUAAUGAAAGCAGGAUGUUGUGGUGCAGACCAGAGAGCUCCGAUAAGCUUGUUGGGGAGUUUCUUGGCACCGGACCCGUAAUCAGAAACAAGAUGAUAAAAAACUGGGGUGUCAUUGGUGGAGUAGCUGCUGCCAUUGCAGCUGGUGUAUACGUUUUGUGGGGCCCAAUUACAGAGCGAAAGAAGAGAAAGAGAGGUAUGGUUCCUGGUCUGUUGAACUUGGGUAACACCUGCUUCCUGAACUCCUUGCUUCAGGGCUUGGCAGCAUGUCCGUCCUUCAUCAGGUGGCUUGAGAAGUUUUCAGGUUCACCUCCCAUCCAGUCAUGUAAAGACAACCAGCUGUCCACAACACUACUUCAGCUUCUCAAAGCUCUGUCCAGUGAUGAGCCUGGGGAGGAAGAUGUACUUGAUGCUGGAUGUCUGCUGGAUGUUCUCAGACUCUACCGGUGGCACAUCAGUUCAUUUGAGGAGCAGGAUGCCCAUGAACUUUUUCAUGUCCUUACAUCUUCUCUGGAGGAGGAGCGGGAUCGCCAACCCAAAGUCACUCAUUUGUUUGACAUGCAGUCGCUCGAGAGUCUUCCUGAUCAAGAUGAGAAAACUAUGACUUGCAGAAGUCGAGCUCCUCUUCAUCCAAUACCAAGUCCAUGGAAGUUCCACCAUCCUUUUCAUGGUCGUUUAACGAGCAACAUGUCAUGCAAGCGCUGUGAACAACAAAGUCCAGUACGGUAUGACUCCUUUGAGAGUCUUUCCCUGUCCAUCCCUUUACCUCAGUGGGGUCGGCCAAUUUCUUUAGAUCAGUGUCUACAACAUUUCAUAUCCUCAGAAACCAUCAAAGAAGUAGAGUGUGAAAACUGCACCAAGCUUCAACAAGGGACCACAGCCAAUGGGCAGGUUCUGGAAAGCCAGAGGACAACAUUUGUUAAACAGCUUAAACUGGGAAAGCUCCCUCAGUGUCUCUGCGUCCAUUUACAAAGACUGACAUGGUCUAGUGAAGGAACUCCCAUUAAAAGACAGGAGCAUGUGCAGUUUACAGAGUAUCUAUCAAUGGACCGCUACAAACACAACACUUCCACCCAGAGGAGUCAGCGGAUUAAAUGUACUCCAAAGCCCCAAAAAGCAGAAAAAUCUGAUGACACCAUUGAAAAGCACACCGCUAAUGGCACUGAUAACAACAACAAACCUCUUUCCAAUGGAAGCUGUUCGUCAGUCUUUCUCCAUCCUUCUGCUGUGAACCCACAGCUCAGCCUCACAUAUGACUACAGCCCCACAGAGUACCUUUUCCAACUCGCGGCUGUGUUGGUUCACCAUGGUGACAUGCACUCAGGACAUUUCGUAACGUACCGGCGCAGCCCUCCCUCACCUCGCAGUUCUUCACCAUUUAGCUCCCAGUGGCUUUGGGUGUCUGACGAUUCUGUACGCAAAGCUAACCUGCAAGAGGUGCUGUCUUCCAACGCUUACAUGCUCUUCUACGAAAGAGUCCGAAGACUGAACCUCGCUCUUCGGUCAGAGGAGUAACCAGGACCUCGCAAUCCAACAGCCUGACUGUUUGUCUGCCUUUCCAGUCAAACGGUCACAGCUUUACCUAUGUGCCAGUUACAAUGUGAUGGAUUAUGACCUUGUGACACUGAAACCAGAAGGGAAAGUCACACUAGAUACAGGUACAGUAGUGAUAAUAUUGCAUCAUGGAUCACAGCAACAUAGUGAAGGUCAUGCUAUGAUAGGAAAUCCAUGAGUGGACAAGUUUGCUGCUCUGAUGCAGAGCAGGAGGUUCUUAAUCCCAAAGACUUCGGACAUGCAGGAUCUUCAUUCAAAUGUUGUUGAUCAAGUAACCUUUCUUUUUACAGUUGUGUGAAAGUGUCUGUCAUUGAACAUUUUGGCUGCCACCAGACAAAAAAACAAGAAAACCUGAUAAUAUAGUGCAUUCCAAGUUAAUAGCCUUGCAAUAACUUGUACAUGUAUGAAGCUUUAAAUGUUCAGCUUUGUUGAUGCUGUAAGAAGACAAUUCUGUGGCAUUUUCAUGCUGUAGUGUUUGAAUGCAGUGUACUUUAAGGUGUUCCUGUUAUUUAACUUAUUUUGUCCAACACCUGUACUUUACAGACAUAAUGGUUUAUUAGGUCUUUUUGGAGAUAUUACUUAGCAGUUGUUAAAUAUGAAAAAUCAAAUAAGUAGAAUGUUCUUCAAUUCUGGUUCUCUGUUGUCUAAUCGAAUCUAAAUUGCCUAAUAAUUCCCAGAAGUGUAUGUAAACUAUUCAAAAUGGUUUCAAUCGACAUUGUUCAUAAACUAUUGAAUUUGAUAUUUUUCUAUGUUUCCAAUAAUGAUCCUUAGACUGUCGAGAUUUGCAUAGUUGCACAGUUGAGAUUAAAGUGCCAUGUUGCCUUUAAUGCUCGAGAUUUGUGAACAUGAGAUAAAAUGUGAUGCAUUGCAGCUGUUUGGUAUGGUGUCAAGAUUUCUGCAGGGUGUGGUUUAAUGGAUAAAAUAUCCACAAGCCAGAGUAUGACUGCAGGUUUUUGGGAAAGUUAUCCUCAUUAUUUUUAAUUCUGUGUUACUGAUGACUACCAUUUUGCUCCUACCAAACAAGCUAAGUCAAAUUGAGAAAGGGCCUUGUGCAAAACCCCUUGUUAAUUUUGCAAUUUGCACUAAUGUAUAUUCAUGUCAGAUUGUGUGUAUUUGUGUGCAAUCUGUAAAGGUGAUUGUUUUCAGAUAUUAAAAAGAUAAAAACAAACAUGCACUUUAGAAGGGUUUUUUCUUAAAGGGAGACUUCUAUAUGCUAAUGUUUAGGGUUAGACUU